UGCAGCACCCGAGGAGGGAGUGUCAGGCAGACGGCCCUGGACAGAAGUUGUAGUGCCUUUGCUUGGAUUUUCCUUUUCUCUGUGUAGAGGUUCAGGGCAAGCAUGAGUUACAGGACUGUGGUGAUGUACAUGGAGAUCGGCUGCUUUGUGGUCUGUGUCUCUGGAUGGAUCCUGGUAUGUUCCACCAUGCCCACAGAGAUCUGGACUUGGUCUGAGGUCGACAGCAUAGUCUUGACCACUUCAAACUACUUCUCCAACCUGUGGAAGGACUGUAUAUCUGAUUCAACUGGAGUAUCUGACUGCAAGGGGAUUCCAUCGAUGCUUGCACUGAACUUUCUGGUCUUAGUGGGGAUGAAGUGUACUAAGAUUGGAGGAACAGAGAUUGCCAAUGCUAGAGUAACCUUUGCCGGAGGGAUGAACUACCUUAUUGGAGGGAUGUGUUCUAUGGUUGCUUUCUCCUAUUAUGGAAACAAAAUUAGAGCAGAGUUUCAGGACCCUAACUUCAGAGCUCAGAAGUUUGAAAUAGGCGUUGGUGUCUUCAUUGGCUGGGGAGGCUCCACCUUACUUGUUGUUGGAGGCCUUAUUUACAGUAUCUUUGCAGGGAGGGAAGGGUGCCACUCGAGCUCGAAAAGAUUCCCCACCUACCAGUUCCCUGCUCCCUACACAGUUGUUGCAACGAAGAAGAGCAUUGCGUCUUCAUCUCGUACGGGGUCCAGUGAGAGCAGACAAUCAAGGACCACCAGUGGCAGCAGAGUCAGCAGCGUCUCUGAGAUCACCACUACAACCAAGACGUCAGCGAUAAAUGAAUAUGUGUGACCUCUUUUCAGGAGUGGAGAAUAUUCUGUGUUUCUAUACGUUUUGACUUGUCAUAUUAGGAAAAGCACGCGUCCCGCCAAUGACAUUAAUGAUGGCUGUGUUCUAAUCAUGUGUCCAAGUAAGCUAUGACUGUGUGACAGUGUGUAAACACGCACAAUACUCUGAAACUGAAGCAGCUAAAUGGAAUGCAGCCAUCAUUCUUUUCAUUGUUCACACCUGUGCUUUUCCUGCUGUGAGAUGUCUACAUUAUCCUAUGUGUGUGCUCUUUUUGUUUGCUUGUUCGUGUUUUAGGUGCACUAAAUGCUCAACAAGGUCAUUGUUGAACAUCAUUUACAGUUAGGCACUAGAGUGGACUCACAAUGAAUGCCUGCUUUGCUGAUAGAAAAUGAAACACAUCAUGGUGUGGAUGAUAUCAUAAAAUAAUUCAAAAGAUCACUUAGGAGGACAUGUGUUUAUGAAUUAUGUUGUUUGUUGUUGUAGCCAUGAAUCAUUUUUUGAGCAUUAUUUUAUCUGAACAUAUUUUGAUGCAUCAUGUUGUUGCUCUGACCUGAAGCACAAAUUAUUGAUCCAUAUAGAAAUGUGGAUAUAACUGUUUUAUACAUGAACACACUAUUUACCACCGUCAGACGCUGUCGGGUGUUUUUCAAAUUUGCAAUAAAACAGAAAUAUUUAUAUUGAUUCAAAACAGAAAGAAUAAGUAAUUGAAAAACAAGAUUCUCACACCACAGUAAUGGGAUGAGUGAAUGUAGGGAUGCUCAUGUGAUUCACUGGAAUCCUCCCGAACUGUACCAAGUCUUACAAGACCCAUUCAUGGGCUUAAGAAAUGGUUUCCAAAUGUUAUAAGCCUCUAACAAAAUCUCAUUAUACCACAAAGCCUCAUUUGUCCCGAGGAAACACUCAAAUAUUCUGAACAUUAAGAAUACAACUGAUAACUAUUGGGUUAGAAAACAGAUUUGUGAGAAUGAAUAGGCUACUUAAAUUCACAUUUCAAGAUUAAAUAUUGCACUUACACUCUAUAGCCUCAGUCUAAUGAGCCAAGUUCCAAGCUAAUUUGUAUGGUGGUUUUAUGACAAGAUCAAAAAACAUGUAAAUGAAUUACAUGAAAAAGGCUUUAAACUAUCAAAUAACAUAACACCUAGCUCUACCUGGACCAUCAUCAGGAUUAAAGCAAAUUUACUACAGCACUGUGCCUAUGUUCACAUACAAAACAUAUGAUCAGUUUACAUGUGUGCAUCGUUAUAGAUAGCCAAACGUAUAUAAAGAAAUUAACUACAUAUUAAUAAUACUGCUCACAAUGUAAUGCAUCAUUAAUGAUGAUCCAAUAAUAUGAUAAGAACCCUGACAGAGGCCAUUCUGUAUCAGGAAUACUUUUUACUUCUAAGACUUUUGCACUUUUACUUAAGUAAAAUUCUAAAUGUAAGUAUUUUGCUAGUAAUGGAGUAUCUUUGCAUUGUGGAAUUGGUACUUUUACCAAUCUGAAUGUUUCUUCCAUUUGUUUCCUAAUGUCUCCUCCCAAAUUUACCACUCUCAUAUGCACCAUACAUCACAGUACACUGUAUUUAAAUUUGACAUUAAAAGUAGGCUGUGUUUAACUACCAUAUUCUUUCUAAAGAAUUGUGAGACCUUUAGUGU
This is a messenger RNA of Chelmon rostratus (copperband butterflyfish), 2448 nucleotides long. RefSeq names its product claudin-10-like. Gene Ontology annotation, biological process: bicellular tight junction assembly; cell adhesion. The record is from RefSeq and is a predicted model, not a curated record. NCBI's taxonomy places the organism in Eukaryota, Metazoa, Chordata, Actinopteri, Chaetodontiformes, Chaetodontidae. Gene Ontology annotation, cellular component: plasma membrane; bicellular tight junction. The coding region runs from base 103 to 816 and encodes 237 amino acids. Gene Ontology annotation, molecular function: structural molecule activity. The transcript is spliced from 5 exons.